AUGUUUUUCACAGAUCCUGUGCUUCCACACUAUCACCAGACUCAGCUCCCCCAAAUGAUCCCUAAUCAUUCUACUUUUCAAUCAGUUCAACAAGUUCUCACGAAUGGCUUCUUCACCGGCAAUGACACUACAUUGAAUCUUGACCGUGACAUGGCUUUGCCGGAGCAGGGUGUUAUCAGCUCCACUGGUGCAGUGUUUCCCGGCGAGGAUGACAACGCUGUGAAACCAGGUGGCGGUGAUGACAGAGUAAAUGGUAAUAACGACGCAGGAUCUGUUGCGCGUGAGGGGAACGUGCCGCCAAGACGGAGGAAUUACCGAGGCGUGAGGUGGCGGCCUUGGGGGAAGUUUGCGGCUGAGAUCCGGAACCCAAAGAGAAACGGUGCGAGGACAUGGUUGGGAACUUAUAAGAAGAAAGAGGAUGCGGCUCUGGCUUAUGAUAGAGCUGCUUUCAAGAUGUGGGGCAGAAAAGCCAAGGUCAAUUUUCCACACCUCAUAGGAUAG
This is a messenger RNA of Neltuma alba, 501 nucleotides long. Its product is annotated as ethylene-responsive transcription factor 2-like. Bases 1 to 501 code for a protein of 166 amino acids. Gene Ontology annotation, biological process: ethylene-activated signaling pathway; regulation of DNA-templated transcription. The record is from RefSeq and is a predicted model, not a curated record. The transcript has a single exon. NCBI's taxonomy places the organism in Eukaryota, Viridiplantae, Streptophyta, Magnoliopsida, Fabales, Fabaceae. Gene Ontology annotation, molecular function: DNA binding; DNA-binding transcription factor activity.